Rubroshorea leprosula is the source of this 2044-nucleotide messenger RNA. NCBI's taxonomy places the organism in Eukaryota, Viridiplantae, Streptophyta, Magnoliopsida, Malvales, Dipterocarpaceae. The record is from the annotation of a GenBank genome assembly.
GUACCAGGUUUUUUCAGAUUAACUAUAAGGACCAAUAUCGGUCCGGAUAUAUAUGUUCAGACCGAUUUGGGAUAUAUACGGACCGAUUGGUCGGUCUGAAUAUUACAUUCCUGCAGUAGUCCAAAUGGAAGAAUUUUAUGGAGUUUUGUUAAUCAAUCAUGGGGGUACUUUCACUUAUGGCUCACCAUCACAGUAUGUUAAUGGGGUCUCAAUUACCAAGCUUGUGGAUGGGGACAGACUAAAUGCAUUUGAAAUUGCUGAUUAUGUUGUUUCUUUGGGAUAUGAAGAAGUUAUGAUAAAAAACAUACUGUUCAAAUCACCAUUAGCUUACAUGGAUUCCUUGAAAUCAUUAGUUGGGGAUGAUAGUAUUCUUGCUCUUCUUAGAAUUUUGAAGAAUAAAUGUGAAGUUCAUCUAUAUGUUGAUCAUGAGGUCAAUUUUGCUUAUGUAAUUGACCCUGUUUUGUCUAUUAGUUGGAAAGAUGCUGUUGGAAAUGAGGGUGGUGGGGUUGCUGUUGAUAGUAAUAAUAAUGAGGGACCACUUGAAGUUGAUAAAGGCAAUGUCACAACAGAAAGGCAGGGUUUCCAUGAGGACAAUUUUGACAAUUCACAUAAGGAGUUUGAUUCAGAAUAUGAAUCUCUAAGUGACGAAGAUUUGGGUAGUCCAGUUGGCAUUGUUGAUAAGAAAUAUUUGACACAUUUACAUAGAGCAAGAGCUUUGAGGAAGAAGAGGAGGGCUAGAUCUGGAGUUGAAGAAGGUUUAACCUCCAAUACUCAAGCUGGAAGUCGGGAAACAACUCCAAAAUCAACUCAAACAAGAUUAGAUCUAACACCAUCAACUCCAACAAGGGUGAAACAUGUUGCAAGAAAACCUACUCCAACAAGAGCAAGGGCAACUCUAACAUCUGAGCAACCUUCUAUUGGUGAAGCAACUAAAGCAACUACAUCAAUUGAGCAACGUAAUGUGGAUGCAGCAACUGAGCUAGUGCUAAAGGAAAGGGGUAAGCUAAGGAAAAUUCCAUUAGAGCAACUAUUUGCAGAGGAGAGAGCGAAGUAUGAGAAAAAACUUGUUGUCAUUAAAAGAUACAAGACACUAAAAAUUGAGCAAAAUGAUGCAGACUUAUUUGGAAGGUCAAUCUCUAGAGAUCUACUCACUUCUUCUCAACAGUUACCUGUUGAUAAUUCAAAAUCUUUUGAUGAAAGUGGUGAAAGAGAUAGCCAUUAUGAAGACAAUAAUGAUCCUCGCAACUUGUGGACAAGUUCAAGUGAUGUUGAUGAAGAUGAAUAUCAUGUCUGCAUUGAUUCUGAAGGGGAUGAACCUACAAACGUAUACUACAACCCUUCAUGGGAAAUACCGCACUUUCAAGUUGGUAUGAGGUUUAAGAACAAUGUUGAGUUCAAGGAGGCCAUUAGAAAAUACUCAAUUAUGAGGAGAUGUGAUUUGAAAGCAUUGAAGAAUGAGCCCAAUAGGCAAAAAUAUCAUCGAAAUAAAGUUAGAGUGGUUGUUGACAUGCCUAGAACUGGUGGUCCUUUGGUGUUUCAGGGUAUGUAUGUUUUCUUGAAAGUGUUGAGAGAUGGGUGGAAGAAUGGUUGCAGACCAUUAAUUGGGGUUGAUGGAUACUUUUUGAAGGGUGUUUGUAAAGGGGUAUUGUUAUCAACUGUUGGAAGAGAUGGAAACGAGUAGAUGUAUCCCAUUACUUAGGCUAUGGUUGAGUCAGAGAGUGGCAACUCUUAGAAAUGGUUUUUUGAGAAUCUAAGGGUGGAUCUAGACUUAGGUCCAUUAAUUGUUGUGUAUUGAAUUUGUGUUCAUGCUUUUAGUGGUUGUUGAAUCAACCAUAAACUUUUAUGUUAAGUAUUGUAGGUUAUGUAAUGAUCUAUAUUAUUUGUGUACUUUGACUCUGAUGUUCAAUGUAAAGUGAACUUAUUAGUAGUCAUGUGCAAGCAUGUGAAAUUGGUUGUGUGUACAACCUGGACAACUUGUGGAACUAACACUAUUUUGGCAACAACUUUUUUGGAUCCUUGUUUGAAAUAUACAGAUAAGAUAAAG